Poecilia reticulata (guppy) is the source of this 9606-nucleotide messenger RNA. The record is from RefSeq and is a predicted model, not a curated record. Lineage: Eukaryota; Metazoa; Chordata; Actinopteri; Cyprinodontiformes; Poeciliidae.
ACAUGAACACCACAGCAGUUAAAUCAAUCAAGUUUAUUUGUAUAGCACAUUUCGGUAACAAUGGAGUUCAAAGUGAUUUACUAUGAUAGGCAUUUUUCGAUAACCUAUGUAAAAUGAACCACAAGACAACUUAUGUGAGUUUUUACCAAGCUUUCAUGAAAGGAGAAGACACAGCGGACCGCUCCAGCGAGCUGCCCACCGCACGUUCUAACGUCCAGUUAGCUUGUCUUUUAUUAUCAAGGAAAAGAGGGAGAAUGGGAAAGCAAGAUGGGAGAAAAACUAUUUCUGCACACAGGCAGUUUCUCAAGUAAGGAGUAUUCCGGUAAAUAAAAAAGCAGCUGGAAACAUAAUUCAAUGUUAGGGAACACACAGUUAACUCCAAUAUACAUACAGUAGGAAGCCUGAACACUUUAAAUUAUGAAGCAAGUUAACUACUGUAAAAGUGAUAAUGCAUAGUUUCUAACAAAAUAUUUAUGGUGUAACCGAUUAUGAAACAAGCAAAUAUUUGUCAAAUGCAAUCAAAAUCAUCAAUAGUACAUAAAAUGUACUUAAAAUAUAUUAAUCUACGUUUCAGUUGCCACUGAUCAAAUUGAACUCUAAAAUUGGGUUUCAGCUUUGGUUAAUAGCUCAGUGUGUCAGCAUUUUUGCAGUUUUCUGGAAGUUUCUCCCAGAUCUUUGGUGCACUCACCGGCAUGGUUGUUGUUGGUCAGAAUAGAAUGUGACUUUUAGGAAAUACAAGCAUUGAAAAACUGCAGCUGUGUUAGCAAACAUAAACAAGCUCCAAGUGUAUUAGAGCUCGUUUAAGUAUGAAAAGUUUUCAUCUUAGUUUUACAAUGUUUUUAUUGAGCUCUCGCCAGAUCACAUAGAAACUUAUGAAUAACAACUGGAUCUGUUUAAAAGAUCCAAUUCUGUAUUAACAAUAAGCAUUAAUAUCAGCAUUUUGUAAAAAAUGAUUUCCAUCCUUAACGUCUUAGUAGCCAUAGCUACCAAACCUACGGAAGAAAAUUAGGGCCACUGAGAAAAAGAAGUCUGCCUUUAAUCUCAGAAUAGAUUAGAAUAAUAAGUAGAACAGUAAAAGUUUGAAUGUUUGACCUACAUUUCUCUGAAGCAAGCAGAUUUUGUGUAAAAAUAUUUAUUUUCAAAGACAUGCAAAAACCAAAUGGUAUAGAAGGAGUAUUUAAAACCAAAACAAGCUUGAAGUAAGCUUGGGAUUAGAUUUUUAUCUAAAGUUAGAUUUUGGUACAUUUUUUUAAACACUCAUAAAGAAUAAAAAGAAAAAAAUGCAACUAUUUGCAGGGCACCACUCCAUCCUUAAACGUUUAAUGACAUUUUAAAGACUAUGAUUGUGAGUGUUAAGACCAGUGUAGGGGUGGCCAGGUCACAACAUGAAGGAUCCAUCCUCCUGAUCUCAACAACCGACACACAAAGUUGAACAGUUGAUAAUUAUUUAUUUUAAAAAGAUGUAUUUUUGUUAAAGGUGUUACAAAUGGAGUACUUGGCUUCAGAGUGAACUAUUGCUGAAAACAAACAAAAGGAAACUACCCAAAAUAGUAACAGAAACUUACCUAAUAGAAAGUAAAUAUACCAAAGGACAAAAACUUACCGUCCUAACUAAGAAAAACAUGAGAAAGCUGAGGAAACAAACGGCAGCUCACUCCUACACUCCAGAACUCCAACACAGGUGAACAAAGGAAAGCGGCGUGGUCGGUGGAGACGAGUCGAGGAUGGAACACAGGAAAUCCGCUUCAGCAGCUUUUAUAUUCAUCACCUCCGGGAAGCAGCCAAUUAGACGUUACCGUCGUCUUCUGGAAAGCCAAUCAGGGACGGGUACCUGCACCCUCAUGUUGGUAUAAUUAACCUUACGACGCCGGUCGUAACAGUGAGAUAAGAACUGAAACUGAUUUUGGUCAACCCUGAAAACUAUCAGAACGUCUUUUCCACAGACCAUGUGCUGGAUCUCUGGCCUGGGUGUCUCUGGUGCAGCUGAAGGGAAACCACUUGGUUCACCACAGUUAGUUCCAGGUAACAUUUGCAGGUUAAUUAACUGCAAUUGAUAAACAGCAACCAACAAAACAUACAUUUUACAAGUCUCAUCGUUCAGCUACAACAAAGAUUAAUGCAGAGUCGAGCGCAGAAAAUGGUGAAAAAGAUCAUUUUAAGAAACUGUUCAGACAUAAAACCAGGACAACAGGAGAAUAUGACGAUGUGUGUUAGAAACCAAGGAGUUUAUAGUAUAUAUGUAUGUAUAGGUCAAAUAUUGUCUCUGUUGUUUGCUGGCCAGUAAUGAUUUGAUCUAUUAAUUGAUUAAUUUAAAAAAAAGUAAAUCUGAGGAACAUUGACGAUUCAGUGAGGAUGAUCAUCGUAUGAAAUCAUGUUAAAUACACUAUUGGGUUUGGAUCACUUUUGGGUUCUUCAUUAUUGUGCCAGAAAGGUCUUCCUUAGGUUUAGUUUUUUAUUUCUUGUCUUGUGUAUUUAGUCCAGUGUUAGUUUUUCCUCUUUGCGCUCCCCUCGCAGCUGUUCAACGUUCCCCUUGUAAAGUUACCUUUCCUCGUUUUAGCUAUUGUGAAGGUUACAUUCUUUUAUUUUGGUAACUUUCUUGUCAAGAUAUCUAUGGUAACUGAAUGCAGUUCUACCUGCCUUGGUUAACCGCAAUAAACAGGUUUAGAGGGAAAACAGACAAAAAGGAUAAAUAUCAAUUUAAUUUUAGCUUCAGUUGACAAGGGAAUUAGGUCAGUAGCUGGGAUUGAAGUUUAUUUGAGUGCCUGGAAAUAUUUAUGUUUAUUGAAAUGUUAAUGACAGGAAUUGUGCUGAUGUAAUGAGUUGAUGAAUGAUGAGGAUGCUUUAAUACAUCAUCAUUUAAUCAUCUGUUUUGACCUUUUAAAAACUCACUGGAUGCUACAUCCAUUAACUCAACUGGAUCCAGUGUCAUAGUCCACUUCUCCCAGUGUCUAUGGAUCCAUGAAUCCAUGAAACCAUGAAGGCCGGAUGUCUGUAGUUUUUGAUCCGAUUCUGGGGAAUGUUUUGAAGGCAGAGCUAAAACCUGACGUGUUGGAGAAAUCCAAGAGGGAUAAUGCUGCAUGAACUAAGGAAAGUUUCCUCUUUAAGUGAAACAAAAGAGAAAGUGUAGACAAGGUGAGAGGGGAAAAAAGCAACUGGAUGUCAGAUUCAGUUUGAUAUUUACAAAAAAAAAUCUUAAUAUUUAGAGUUAGAAAGAACCAGACGGUCACAGUGACUAUUGUUAAUCCGUCCUGAAUUUUCACCAAAGAUGUAAAUCUGGAUUAAUUUAGUAAUUUGAAUUCAGUUUCUCUGACUGAAACAGUUGUCCUUAAUUGUUUUUUUUGCAGAUAGUAAACAUUUCAUAAGUUGAUCAAGCCUCUUUUAAAGGACAAUAAUCUUGAUUCCUUAGUAAUAAGUAAUGACAGCCCCACGGCUAACCUGACAAGUUUAGUUAAAGAUAAUUGAAAAGUCAGUUGAUGUCUAGUCUGUCUUGGUGAUCUGGAUCUCAGCGCCGCAUUUGAUAUAGUUGAUCACAACAUCAUAACUGAUAGAAUGGAAAAGCAGACAGGAUUUAUCUGAUCCUGUGCUAAACUGGUAAUUAUAAAAAAAAGCAAACAAAGCAACCCGUGGGGUACCUCAGGGCUCCAUUCUCAGACCACUUUUAUUCAACAUCUACAUGGUCUUAUUAGGCCACAUUAUAGAGCUCUAUGGUAUCUCUAUGGUAAUAUCAGACCAGGGUUCCUCAGAUCGUGUCUGGCAAUAUUUAGGCAUUCCCCUGGUCCAACCCACCUGGAUCAAAUGGCUUAAUUACACCCUCAGUGUAGGUUGAGUUCUCCUGCUAAUUACCUUAUUGGACUCAGGUGUGCUAAUGCUGAGACACAGGAGACCAGCCCUCAUGAAGAAAAAAUAACCGGCCAAAAUAGAUCACAUUACACCAGUCAUUACCAACUCCGCUUCUUAAUAAACGUAAUUAAACAACAAAACAAAGACAAACAAACAAGUGGUGGUCUGUAAAGCCCUGAAUGGUCUUGUGUCUAAAAAUAUUUCAGCUGCUCAAAUCCCAAAGCAUUAAGAGGCUUUCCUAUCUAUACAUGUAUUAUCUCCCAAAAAAAUUGUACUAUACCUUCAAUAUUUUUCAAAUACUUGAGUAUCGUGACACAAAAAUCCCCAAAUAGUAGUGGAAUUCAUAAUAUGAGCGUAUGAUUUUUAUAUAAAGUGCAAUGCAAGACAAGCAUUAUAGAAACAAAUGGAGAAAAAGAACAGAAAAAGAAUUUGCCACCCCCGACUCCCUCAAAAUUGUUCCCCUGGGCUACUGCCGGUGAGCCCUUUCUAUAGUUUGAUUCAGACAAUAUAUGAUAUAUUUAUGUUUAUGUAUGCAUUUCUGCAUAUGAAUGAAUUCAUACAAGUUGUAAUGUCUUUAUAUAUAUACCCCAUGAGGGACACAUCAAUACUUUUCUGCCAUAAACAUGAAUGAAAACAAAACACUUCCUGUUAGCGAAAGAGCUACACAGCCACAAGAAUUUGUUUAGCAAAUAUGCCGCAUUCAAUGCAUGUACGAACUAAUCUAACUGUGGACUAUGACUCACAAACCUGCGCCACUUCUUUUUCUGUUCAUUGUGGGUUUCCCUAGAAAUGAAAGUGGAAUAAUUUAUUUAUUUUUAUUUUUUUUAAAGAAACAGAAUCCCUGUUUCGUAACAUAAAUAUUACUGACACCUUUCCGAACAUAAUGUGGAGGUGAUUCAGUUGUUUUGCUUAUUUUUGUUUUUCCUGAAAUGAUCAUCAAACUGGCUGACACUCCCUUUGCAUACCAGCCAUGUCAGGCAAGAGACAAGAAUCAGUACCUUCCCCAAGUGGUUUCUAGUUUCAUUUCUGCUCUGCUGUCAGAGGGAAGAGGCACCGACUUCACGGAGGCAGACAGAGCCUGAGAGACUUCUCCGAAAACAUAUCCGGCUAUGUGUGGACUGAGCCUGACUCAGAAACAAAGUUCCUAUUGAGAACAGGUAAAAACAAAAUUAUUGAAGCAAUAUCUGUUGUAAUGAUGUUUUACUUUGCAGUUUCACAAAUCUCGCAUGUCUUUCAUCUACAGGUGAACAAGGCAAAAAUGUCCAGAAAAACAGCACUGCCCACAUCUGCAGGCAAAAAGCUUUUUUCAGAAGAAAUCAGAGAUUUCUUUACUGUUCUGGAUGUCAUUUAUGCAGAUCAGUUUGAAGAAGAGACCAUAGACCAAGAAACUGCUGAACAAGCAGAAAAGAAGUUUCUCAGAGGAGCACCAGCUGAAUGGUUAAACUUUCACAUCAGUGAUCUGGCUGAGUCAAAUGGCACGGGAUCUUCAUUAAUCAAAAGAGAUGGGUAUAAAAGACUUGUGCAGCAGAUUCACAAACGGAGAAACUACAUCGGAACACCAACAGUUAAACUGCUUCACCAGCAAGGAUGUGGGGGAACCACACUGGCCAUGCAAGUAUUAUGGGACAUGAGAAAAACCCUCAGAUGCGCUGCCUUAAUGGGUUCCCCUCUGGAGUGCACAAAGAUUGCAAAGGAAGUUGUUCACCUUUUUACUGGAGGCAGCAAAGAUGAUCUCAACACUGUGCUGCUCUUGAUAAAUGAAGAGUUCACUUUGGAGCAUCUUCAGGACAGCAUCAUGGCAGAGAUCGAAGAACAGCAGAUAGAUGUUGAUAUUCCUGUGGUAAUUUUAUUCAUCUGUGUGAGAAGUGACCACGCCGUACUCAAAAUCGAACACUACAGAGAACAAGAGGGCUUCAUGAAGGGUCAUGACACUGACUGUGUCAUCCUCAAAAGAACCCUCUCAGACACUGAAAAGGAAGAACUGAAUACCAAGAAGGAAGAGCUCAGACGAAAAUAUGGAGCCAAAGCCUCCCAGUUCCAUGGUUUCAACAUACUACACAGUAAUUUCUCACGGGAUUAUAUCCAAGAAGCAUGUGCUGUCCUUAACACGGUUGGAAGGAAAAAGAAACCCUUGAAGACACAACUUUUUUCCUUCCUGUCCUUGCUGAAUGCCUAUGUACCAGGCUCCUAUCUACUAGAGUCUGACUGCUUAGACUUCCUCAGACAUGACAACUCCCUGGAGGGCGACAUCUCACUGGUGACCCGAAUGCAGCCUUUCAGUCAUCUCAUUAUCUCUUUUCAACAUCACAAAAGGUAUGAGAACAGAAUCCGGAUGGCUCAUCCAAUGAUUGCAAAGCAUUGCACUGAACUACUGGCUAUUGCAGGAGUGCCCAGAAGUGACACGGCGAGAAACUUCUUGCUCCGAUUUUGUCCAGAUGAGGUUUCUCCAUGUUUGCUUGGCUUCAUCAAGGACUUGCUGACAAAACGAGAGCAUAAAAAGGAUGGGUCGAUCGAAGAUUCGGAUCUGGAGAAAUUUUCUACUCUGAUUUUGCACAUUAACGAGAUAGAAGAUAAAAACCAGAGUGCAUCGGUUCUCAAGGUUGCAUCAAAGAAGUUUGAUAAGAACUCUUUGUUCCCCCAGGCACUUGCCAGGCUUUGUUAUGGAGAACUUGAAGACUUCAAAGAGGCUGAAUUUUGGGCAAAAGAGGCAAUAAAACGUGACCCCAAAAAAUCUGUUAUUGCUGACACGUUGGGCCAAGUUCAUAAAAACCAUCUGAGGAACAAAAAGCUUUCAAUUGAACCAAGAGAACUGUUGCAGUUGGCCCAGAAGGCCAUUGAAGCUUUUGAGCAUGAAGAAAAACUUGCUGAAGAGGAACACAGGAAAAGUUUGACAGAAGAUGAGAAAUCUAAAGUCAUGUGGGGUUUAAACACCAGAGGGCAGUUUGGUUUCCUGCAGGUCUGUAACAUUCUCUUUGAGCUACUCGUCAUCCAAAAUGAGACUUGGAAGGACGUGCUUACAAAGAAUGUGCAGAUGGGCUCCGUCCUGGAAUCACUUGGAGACAAACAACUCGUUAGGUUCAGGGACCUCAUAGAGAAUCUCAGGGAGAAAGUUGAGAAAAAAAUGGAAUUCUUUGACACCUUCCUCACUUAUUCACAGUCUGUCCUGAGAAAAGACAAAGCUUAUGUUUCUAGAGAAGCUUCAGCAUGCUACAAAAAGUAUGUUGGAGAUUCUGUCCCUGAACACAAUGACAGACUCCAACAGACCUUCCAAAAACUGAAGCAGAAACUGGCCAUCACCUCUGCUGGGGUCCUCUCAUGUCUAGACCGAACAUGCACCUCACACAUUGAAUAUAUCAUAGAGUGGUGGAGGGAAAUUUCACAAGGAAAAAACUCCACUACUGAUGCUUUUGUCAACUUUAUACUUGCAAAGAUCAUGCUUUCAAACAAAAACAAGGCAAUAUCCAGUUAUGAUUAUAAACAUGAUUUAAAACUAAGAAAGCCACCGUCCUCUGUCACACAAGCAGAAUAUCACCUUCUCUCUCUGCUUCUGUCUUGGCCUACAAAUGAUGAAGACAAACCAGUUCCCGAUCUCUAUCAGUUAAUAAAAAGUGCAAGUCAUGCUUAUGAGCGAGAAUACAAGGCGAUGUAUAGAUCAAGAUACCUCCGACCUCUGUUUUUUCUUGGACCAGGCGUAAGCUUGAACAGAUUUGUUCACCGACGGGUUCUUGAGAUCUUGUGGACCAAAGAUGCACUGCAAGAAUCAAACACAAACUGGAAGAAUGAGAGUAUCUUCAGAGAUUCCAUAGUUGAAGAACGCCUUCUCAAAGUUGAAGGAGUGGUGCGAAACUACAGAGUCUAUGCAAGAUUCAGAGACACCGAAGUUGAGGUAGACGCAAACCGAAGGGAUUGUCUCUGCAGAUCAGGUCAUGUCUCCUUCUACAUUGGAUUUACCAUCAAAGGUCCAGUAGCCUUCAGCAUUCGGAGAAGAGAACUGGUCACCAAGGGAGACCAAAAAAUAAAAACCCCUGGUCACGCAGAUGGUAAGAAAAUACCAUUUGUUCCGACUUUAACUGCUUUUCAAGUGCAUUUGUGAUGCCAAGACUACAAUAAUCACUAACAUUUGUUCUCCUUAUAAUUUUGUCCUUCUGAAGAAGUGUUUAUAUUGUUGUAUGAUUGCAGCAAGCAGCAAUGGAACGACUGAAACAGGACAGAAGCAAGGCGCUGAUGUGGUCUAGUUAAAGACCAGAGAUGAGGCUGAGAGGACUGUAGCGGGGCCGAAGUCCGAAAUCUGUGAAUGAAUGGACACAAAGUUAGAAAGAAGAGCGUGAAUACAUUUCACUGUUACUUUACUUUACACUGUUACACUGCGAUGACGUCUUUUAAAGAUGGUUAUGUAAUUCACUGAGUUUUGUAUUGUUUAUGAUUUGUUGUUUUGUGAAAUAAUUACUCAAAAAGAUGUCAUAUGGAAGACUGUUGUUUUGGGUCUUGGGGAGGAUUUUCUUAAAUGUAUUAUUUUUUUUAUUACAACAGAGAAAAAAAAGAGGUACUAACAUUUUUAUUUUGUCCUAAUAUUAUUUCCCAAAUACAUCUACUAUUUUAUCAAAUGUUCAGUAUUACUAUUAAUUGAAUUUUCUUCUUGUAUUGAGCCAUGCCUUUUUUUAUAUACGUGCAAAAUUUGUGCAAAUCUUUGUUAUAUCUUUGUCUUCUGUUUCAUUUAGAUUUUUUGCUACAUCAAGCUCGUAAACUUGUGUAAUGACAUUAACAUGUUUUCUGACACAUAAAGCCAAAAACACCUCUAUCCAUAAAAAUGAAAGCAGAACUUUUAAUCAUGUAAACACUAUUCAUUUCUUCCAUGAAAAAGUAAACAUUUCACCAGACACUUGAGCAGCAGGUCAGAUGUGUUGCUACUGUUUACGCUCAUUAAAACAGAUUCAUUUCUCCUGGAGAGCAAGUCAUUUAAAACACUCAUUUGAUGUAUGCCUUUAAUAUGUGACAGUACACUAAUAAAGUAUGAAAAAUAACUGAUUUUCUGUUUACCUUACAAAUGUGAUGAAAGAUAAUUGAUUAGUAAAGCACACAAUCAACCUUCUAUGGUUGAUUGUUUGCAGUGAUUCAUGCAAAAGGAGAUUCAACCAACCAACACUGUUCAACACAGUGUCACACUCACACAAUUACACUGAUAACCGGAGUUCCCACAGGACUCAGUUUUUGACUGAAGUAAAACAGUACAAUAAUAAAGUCAAAGAGCUUCAAACCUCUUGAAAAACCUUGAGAGAGACUCAAAAGUGCAGGUUGAGAAGAUUGAGGCAGAAAAAAGGCGAGUGAUGUCUCCAAUCACAGCAUACAAUUUGAAGUUUGAAAAGCAUCAAAGUGAAGUGAAGAAACUUGAGUCUGAGGUGUCCCGAAAGAUCAAUGAAAUCGGCAUGAAGAAUAGUGAGAUUCUGAGAGAAAAAGACAAGUACAAACUUCUUGAGGCCAAGGUAAAAGCUCUGGAAAAGCAGUUGAAAGAGGCAGAGAAGGAAAAAAAUUAUUGAAAAGAAACUUCCAAAAACUCCAAUGAAGGAAGCCAUAGAUAAAACAAAGCAAGUGUUUAAUGCAACGAUCAAUUUAUCUUCAGGCAUGUUAGCUGUGGAAAAACAGCGAAACAGAGAAUUAAAAGAGCGUCUGAUGAAAAAAGAACACCAGGUGAGUAAACUCAUGGAGCAGCAGGCUGAGACCUCCAAGCUCUUAGCCUUACAACAACAGAGAGAGACUGCGGCUGUGAAA